CCCCAUAGCCCCCUCCCCACGUCUGUUCCUCUCCCCCUGCCUCCAAAUAGGGCACUGAGGAAAGUCCAGGGGGGUGAGUGUGGGGCUUCCCCAUUGAUCUCACCCCCCGCCCCACUUUGGUAAGGGAGAGAGAGAGAGAGAGAGAGAGAGGGAGCAAGCAAGGGGGUGUCUUCCCCACCCCACCCCCACCUGCUAUGGAGAAGGGGAAAGGGGGAGCAGCAACCACAGGAGCAGGAGGUGGAGGGAAAUUGCUGAUCUACACCAGCUUGGAUGCCAAGGAUGAGUUAGAGGAGAGGCUCGAAAGAUGCAUGGGCACCGUAACAUCGCUGACCGGCGGGGUCUCCGAGAGGGAAGCCAACGACGCCCUGAAUGCUCACGUGUGCAAAGGAGCCCCUCAGCACGAGGAGAUAUGCCUGGGACUUUUCAUGCUGAUCCUCACGGAGCCUGCUCAAGCGCAGAAGUGUUACCGGGACCUGGUGCUGGUCAGCCGGGAUGGAAUGAGUGCCGUGUUGAACAAGAUGAACCAGAUUCUGAUGGAGAAGUACCUGAAGCUGCAGGACACGUGCCGUACGCAGUUGGUUUGGCUGGUGCGGGAGAUAGUGCGGAGCGGGAUUCUGGGCAUCGAAGGCGUCUGCAUGACUUUCAUGAAGCAGAUCGCAGGCGGAGACGUAACGGCGAAGAAUAUCUGGCUGGCGGAAAACAUCCUUGAUAUGCUUACUGAGCAGAGGGAGUGGGUUCUGAAGAGCGUCAUGCUGAUUGCCAUGUCCGUGUACACCUACCUCCGCCUGAUCGUCGACCACCAUGGCUCCCCUCCCCUGCAUGCCCUGAGGCAGAAGGAGGUGGAAUUCUGCAUCUCCCUGCUCCGAGACCGGUUUAUGGAUUGCCUUAUGAUUGGCCGAGAUCUGGUGAGGCUUCUGCAGAAUGUUGCUAGGAUACCCGAGUUUGAACAGCUCUGGAAGGACAUCAUCCACAACCCACAGGUGCUGAGCCCCCAGUUCACAGGUGUUUUGCAACUCCUGCAGUCUCGGACUUCGCGCAAGUUCCUGGCUUGCCGCCUCACGCCCGACAUGGAGACCAAGCUGCUUUUCAUGACCUCCCGGGUGCGCUUUGGCCAGCAGAAACGCUACCAAGACUGGUUCCAGCGGCAGUACCUCUCCACCCCGGACAGCCAGUCCCUGCGCUGCGACCUCAUCCGCUACAUCUGCGGGGUGGUCCACCCGUCCAAUGAGGUGCUGAGCUCCGACAUCCUCCCUCGCUGGGCCAUCAUUGGCUGGCUGCUCACCACCUGCACGUCCAAUGUAGCUGCAUCCAACGCCAAGCUGGCCUUGUUCUACGACUGGCUAUUCUUCAACCCCGAGAAGGACAGCAUCAUGAACAUCGAGCCUGCCAUCCUAGUCAUGCACCAUUCCAUGAAACCCCACCCGGCCAUCACCGCCACCCUGCUGGACUUCAUGUGUCGGAUCAUUCCUAAUUUUUACCCCGCGCUGGAGGCCCACGUGCGGCAAGGAGUCUUCAACUCCCUCACCCACAUCGUGGAGAAGCGAGUCUUGGCGCACCUGGCUCCUCUUUUUGACAACCCAAAGCUGGAUAAAGAACUCCGGGCCAUGCUGAGAGAGAAAUUUCCAGAGUUCUGCAGUUCCCCUUCGCCUCCCGUCGAAGGUAGAAUUGAGGCAGCAGUGAAAAUUGAGGAGCCGGUUUCCAUGGAGAUGGACAAUCACAUGUCUGACAAAGAUGACAGUUGCUACGACAACGCAGAGGCCGCCUUCAGCGAUGACGAAGAGGACUUGAACAGCAAAGGGAAAAAGCGGGAGUUCCGGUUCCACCCGAUCAAAGAGGCCGUCGUAGAAGAGCCGGUGGACAUCACCCCUUUCCUGGACCAGUUGGACGAGACCCUCAAGGACAAAGUCCUCGUGCUGCAGAAGGGGAGCGACACAGAAGCUCAGUGUGAGGUCAUGCAGGAAAUCGUGGACCAAGUCCUAGAGGAGGAUUUCGACCAGGAGCAGCUGUCGGUUCUUGCUUCCUGCUUGCAGGAGCUCUUCAAAGUUCACUUCCGCGGAGAGGUCCUGCCGGAAGAAAUCACAGAAGAGUCUCUAGAGGAAUCCGUGGGGAAGCCACUUUACCUAAUAUUUAGGAACCUCUGCCAGAUGCAGGAGGAUAACAGCAGCUUCUCCGUGCUCCUGGAUCUGUUGUCAGAGCUCUACCAGAAGCAGCCCAAGAUCGGUUACCACCUUCUCUACUACCUAAAAGCCAGCAAAGCAGCGGCCGGUAAGAUGAACCUCUACGAGUCCUUUGCCCAGGCCACGCAGCUGGGCGACCUGCACACCUGCCUGAUGAUGGACAUGAAGGCUUGCCAGGAGGACGACGUCCGGCUCCUCUGCUUCCUCACUCCUUCCAUAUACACUGAGUUUCCAGACGAGACCCUGCGGAGCGGGGAGCUGUUGAACAUGAUCGUGGCCGUCAUUGACUCAGCACAGCUCCAGGAACUGGUCUGCCACGUUAUGAUGGGGAACUUGGUGAUGUUUCGGAAAGACUCUGUCCUCAAUAUUCUGAUUCAGAGCUUGGAGUGGGAGACCUUUGAGCAAUACUGCACCUGGCAGCUGUUUCUGGCCCACAACAUCCCCCUGGAGACCAUCAUCCCCAUCCUUCAGCAUCUCAAGUAUAAAGAACACCCCGAGGCUCUUUCCUGCUUAUUGCUGCAGCUGAGACGGGAGAAGCCUAGCGAAGACAUGGUGAAGAUGGUCCUCAGCCGGCCGUGCCACCCGGACGACCAGUUCACCACCAGCAUUCUCCGGCACUGGUGCAUCAAGCACGACGACCUCUUGGCCGAGCACAUCAAGUCCCUCCUGAUCAAGAACAACAGCCUUCCCCGGAAACGCCAAAGCUUGCGCAGUUCCAGCAGCAAACUCGCCCAGCUCACCUUGGAGCAGAUCCUGGAGCACCUAGACAACCUGCGCCUGAACCUCACCAACACCAAACAGAACUUUUUCAGCCAAACCCCGAUCCUGCAAGCCCUCCAGCAUGUCCAGGCCAGCUGUGACGAAGCCCACAAGAUGAAGUUCAGCGACCUCUUCUCCCUGGCCGAAGAAUACGAGGACUCCUCCAGCAAGCCUCCAAAGAGCCGCCGGAAAGCCACCGUCUCCAGCCCCCGCAGCCGGAAGAACGCAGCGCAGCCCGCCAACAACGAGGAAGACACUGCCUCCAGCAGCGCCUCGGAGGAGGAAGACACGAAACCCAAACCCACCAAGCGGAAGAGGAAAGGCUCCUCGGCGGUUGGCUCGGACAGUGACUGAGGGGGGGACGGGACGGGCCAGACCGCCUUGUCGCUAGCGGCUCCCAGGGUGACUGCAGGCAGCGGCAGAGAGCGGAUCUGGAGCGGCCGGCCGGAGUCACCAUUGGCAGCGAGGACAAUGCUCUCUAAAGAGGGGCGCCGGCGGGACUUGGGACGCUCGGGCGCCCCCUUCCACCCCCCCAGGCACCGUUACAGCCUCUGCCCUGCUCCCCGUGCCUGCGAGACACUCUCUGCCCCCGGCGCCGCCACCCGUCCUCGCCUGCCCGCCUUUUGUACGGUGGCCGCAGGCGGGCGGGGGGAACACGGGUGGUUUUCCUCAGGCCUGUCCUUGGCGACGCGGGGGCCACCUCAUUCCGAGAGAGCGACAGCGGGCAACGGCACCAGAGAGAGGGGGGGGGGCCGUGCCUGCCUCUCCCCUCUUCUCUCCGAAAUGUAAAUAAAUGGUGUGAACCGGCGUUGGCAACUCCCGUCAGUGCUUCCGGCGGGGAGAACCGGGAGUGGGGCUGGGCUUGGGCGAGCUGGAAAUAGGAGGAGGGGCGGGCAGGGGUUAUCACGGAGCCGGGCCAGGCUUUUCCUGGCAUCGUCCCCCCCCCACAGCGCCAGAGGCCCUUCCUCCCCACCCCACCCCAAGCUUGUCGUGUGUGUGCCCUUCCACCUCCAGACAGAGAGAGA
Molecule: messenger RNA, 3961 nt
Organism: Lacerta agilis (Sand lizard)
Lineage: Eukaryota; Metazoa; Chordata; Lepidosauria; Squamata; Lacertidae
Gene: INTS3
Product: integrator complex subunit 3
Exons: 30
Coding region: 195-3290 (1031 amino acids)
Cellular component (GO): cytoplasm
Source: RefSeq, a predicted model, not a curated record